This is a messenger RNA of Melanotaenia boesemani (Boeseman's rainbowfish), 2772 nucleotides long. RefSeq names its product SUZ domain-containing protein 1-like. NCBI's taxonomy places the organism in Eukaryota, Metazoa, Chordata, Actinopteri, Atheriniformes, Melanotaeniidae. Bases 437 to 919 code for a protein of 160 amino acids. The transcript has 4 exons. The record is from RefSeq and is a predicted model, not a curated record.
GACGCUACCUGUGUAAGAUGACGUUAUAACGUCAUUUCCUUUCCCACUGUCUUAACGGGGAGGUAUAGCAUAGCCAAGUUUUCAAUCCUAGUUUUCAUUCAGUGGCUAUUUAGUUUUUUAUUUGGUGUGCAGAUAAUAUUCCUCUGUAUGAGCACUAGUGGUUGGGGUUGAUUCAAUGAGGUGGUCGUCACACCAAAUUUAAUGUAACAGACAGUCGAAGGGGAGAUUGCCCACUGUGGACAUUAAGCUAACAGGCUAACGCGCGGCCAAAGAAACAGUUUGCGAAUCUUUGAUCAAAUCCUAAAACCCAGUGAAACAGAGCUCCCCGUGGAUCUGCGUGAACGGUGUACGUUGCUCACCAUCACAUGCUCUCGGCGUGGAUGGGAUUUAGUUUGCCGGUGGAGCGAAGAGACAGUCAACCAAAGUACUGUUAAAUAUGGAGGAUGAGGAGGUAGCUGAGAGCUGGGAGGAAGCAGCAGACAGCGGGGAAAUCGAGAGAAGACUUGAAGCAAAACUGAAAAUAAAUCAAGAAGCCAAGAAAUCCAAUUUGAAAUCUGGUGGUUCACCUGUGCGAACUGCUAUUGUGAUCCAGGAUGACUCUUUGCCUGCUGCACCCCCACCUCAGAUCCGAAUUUUAAAACGUCCUUCCAAUAACGGUACAACGGGAAACUCUGCAUCCUCGUCUCGUCCUUCUCAGCAGAUGAAGUCUUUGGCCCAACGGGAAGCGGAAUAUGCAGAGGCCCGAAGAAGAAUUUUGGGUAGCGCUUCUUCUGAUGAAACGCCUCAGGACAAUCCAAGUCAGGAUAGGGCUGUUCGUAUGACUGUGCAGCAACCAUUAGAGCCAGUUCGUCCAAACAAUCAGGUGAUCCGCCAGCCCACUGGUCCAGAUGGCACCUCAGGCUUCCGACUCUGCAGAUAAACUGUGGCUGUUUGCUGCAAGGAAACAGCUGCCUCCCUGACAGGGCAUGGCGAGUGGAAAAAUUAUGGGGUUGUGUGUGAUUUGAAGAGUAGAGUGAGGGAGUGACAUAUAAUGGUUAUAAGGAAAAUGAAGACUUUAAAUGAAUUUCUCCACCCUCUCUCUACUCUAAUUGCUUGUAUGAUCUUUGCCUUUUGCCUUGUCUUUUCCCUUUGUGGAACCUCACAAGGGGCUGGCAGAGAUCACAAAUCUGAAACCCCUUCUGUUCCACACUGUGAACAGGCUAUGGCUACACAGCCCCACUCACUGUGAAACUGUGACGUACCAUAAGGUGCCCUACGAUUUUAAGUCUGAUUGGCCGGCCGUGUGCCUGUGCAUCAAGGGUUCGUCUCCUCAGGGAGAAUCAAGAGAACUUGUGAAUCUGUGGAAAAUCCCCAGAUUCGUGCAAGCAGUCGAGUUGGUCUUCUCACUGACAGAGUAUGAUUCAUGGCUGGGAGUCCACCAGAAGGAUAGCCUUAGUUUGUUGGGUUCAAUGGAAAUGAAAUGUUUGACAGUGCCAAGAGUCGAAUGUAUGUUUAGCAGCUUGACUGCAAAGGGAUAGAAACUUGUGCUGAUUGAAUCUGUUCAGUAAAAGUCCACUAUGCCCAAUAAUGUGUUUUAAAAAUGUAUGUAUGGAUGGUGGCUGUGGCAGUGGCUAUGACAAGAACAUUUAACAGUCCACUAGUUUGUGUUCAGCACUGGUAGCUAUAAAGGAAAGGACCAGUUGGCAAACAGCCUGUGGCCAAAGAUCAUGAUCAGGACGGUGUCACUAAAUCCAAGCUUUCUCAAGCAAUAACUAUAAAAAAACUUCCUGGAUUUUACUUUCUUUUCCCUGUGUUUAGUCAAAAUGUUUUGUUUUAAACAGUUAUUGUUUCUUCAUGUGUUUCUUUUUUGUGACAUAAUAUAUUUAAAUCAGGCUAUCAGCAGUGUGUAAAAGACUAGGCGAUUUAGUUGCAGUAGGAAACUUUAUUGGUGGUGUCAUUAAAUUGAUUUAAAUGAAAAUCUGAGGUUUUCAUGAACAUAUGACUAUGUAUGUGCUGCCUUGCAGCUUGCAAUCAGAAUUACAAAGUUGGAGCCCGUCUCUCAGCCAGCUGUACUGACACUGAUAAUAAAUACAUUUUAAUAUGUUUGUGCGUCAACUUGAGUACACCGACUGGACCAUGUGCUGGUAAAAUGUUUUAUAAAUGAUUCACAAAUUACUGUAUCACGCCCAGCAUGCAGAAUUAUGUUUUGCUACGUUUUGGCAAACAUUCUGCUGGGUUGGGGGGGGGAAAGGCGAUAAUAAUGAUAUUAGAAUAAUUUAGAGAAAUUUAGGAAAACUCACCUUUUAAUCAGUGCGCUUUGGAAUAAAGCCAAAUUUAACUGCCUGGUUUCAAUGAAUGUUUUCCUGUGGUGUUUGUCACACAACAGGAUUUUGCAGCGUUGCUAAUAUACCACAGAUUAAAAAAAGUUUACAAGCUAUAAAUUAAUAAUAUAAUUAAAUACAGAGGAGUUACCAGUACUGAUGUUUGAUACUGCAAUAAAUGAACAUGGACUAGGUUUGAAGCUUAUGACAUUUAAUGCCUUAAAUGAGAAAUGGUCCCUUCUUGCCGACAUUCACCUGCUAGUGGGUACUCUGGCUUAUCUUUGGAGCUUUUUUGUGUGCUAAUGAUAGGUUAAUGGUGCCACUGAUGAAAUGCCACAUAACUGCACACAGCUAGUAUUCUGGAUAAUCCACAACCAUACUCUUAAUGCUUUUCUUACUGUAGUGCUGCAUGACUGUGCUUCAGCUGUAAACAGUUUAGAAGGUAUCAAAAUUAAACCAUGAUUAACACUUA